Molecule: messenger RNA, 2608 nt
Organism: Haliotis rufescens (red abalone)
Lineage: Eukaryota; Metazoa; Mollusca; Gastropoda; Lepetellida; Haliotidae
Exons: 15
Coding region: 201-2123 (640 amino acids)
Molecular function (GO): protein binding
Source: RefSeq, a predicted model, not a curated record
CUCAGUACGACCAGGAAGUAUAUUACGGGUAUGCGAGGCCACCUUGACUAUACACCCGUGAGAUAUACAGGCAGCUAGACUUGGCAUAGCUGAAGCACGAAAAUUACUUGGACUAUUUUCUCUCUCAAACAGUGCAUAACACCUGACAUGUUUGUCAGGUUGUCAUAUGUUGUUAACUCAAUGCAGUACCCAAAACAACAAUGACUGUUUGUGGAUUUUACCUACUGACGUUCCUGGCUGUACUUGGAUAUCGGAUGAGCAAUGCUGCCAGUACGACCACCGGUACUAUAACACCUUCACCUACGGCCGGAAGGGUUACCAAUCUAAAGUCGUUUGACAACACCUCCCGCUCUGUUGCUGUGGAAUGGAGCAGACCACACCAACCUAACGGGAAUAUCUUUGAGUACAUUGUCGACGUGAGGACGGACCUUCGGUGUGUGAAGCGGGUCAUCAUUAACUGCACUGGAUGUAGCAGAAAUCGGACCAUGCCACAGAUGCAGAUGGAAUGUACAACAACCAUGACAGUGGUGAUAUCUCAGACGGACAUUGAAAAUAUCGCCCACGUCAUACAGCACAACUUGACAGGCCUGAACCCAGAUAUAGUUUACAAAAUAGAAGUAGUAGCUGUCAAUGAUGAGGGGCCAGGCACACCGGACAAAGUCUAUUUGCACACACCUGAAGAAGCUGCUGGUGACCCUACAAACUUCACGGCACAGAGCAAGUCAUCAAGCGAGAUAACUCUGAAAUGGGAUCCUCCACAGCCCCGACCUGGUGUCACACAGUACAACCUAACUGUGUAUGAAAAACAGGAAGAGGGCGAGGGUUACGACACUUUGCGGACCAUAUACUUUUCGGAUUGGGCAACUAAGACGUAUACCAUUGGCAAUCUCUCCAGCUACUGGUCGUACAAGUUUGAUAUUGUAGCUGAGACAGUCAUUGGUGCUUCCGCCAUUGUCAGCAGCAGCCCUGAGAGGACGAUGGAAUCAGAGCCAACUGUUUCGACGAACUUCCAGAUCACGAAACUCCCAAAUGUAUUCAACAUGGUCCGAGUGUCGUGGAAGUGUCCCAAACAGAAGGAUGGACGAAAUGGAGGGAUUGUCAGCGCCAAUUUGAAUUACUUUACAACCCAGCCGGCAGCAUAUGUGGAACCUGUACGGAAGAACAUUAACUUAUCAGCCGGAGGAACUGACUGCAUGUGGGACGAGACUGUUACAGUCACUACAGAAUUCUUGUACGAGUUCCUGGUUCGUCUCUACAACAAUGGUUUUGCUGGUGCCAUAGUAAAUGCCAGUUUCUACAUACAAGGCGGACCACCAUUACAGACGGCAGUUACAAAUUCCGUGAAAGAGAGAACUGAGAAAUCGGAGACGCCAUCAUUACUCAUUUGUCCCCGCUGUCUUCAUGAUCGCACAAAUGGCCAAGUAAACAACACAGGGUUAAUAGUGUGUCGAAAAGACAACUGUGGGCACGCCAGAAAUCGUCGCCAAGCUACUACUGUAGUGGAUUAUGACAAUAUGGCCAACUGGAAUGAAGCCAAUGCACAGGAUUUUGAUAUUACCUACAGAGCAACAAAAAAAGACUGGCUUGACGGAAAUAUUCGAAAAUCAAGUUUAAUUUUCACACUCGGAAAUGAGGAUUGCAGUGGAAACACGAAAAAUAGCUUUUGUAAUGGAAAACUCCCCACAGGGGAAACAUUUAUUGUGUUUGCAUUUUCUUGCACGAAUUAUGGAUGCACCACGAGCAACAGAAUAGAAAUAUCAACACCAGCUCAAGUACCAGUUGCUGUCGUGGUCGGAGGUGUAGUUGCUGUGGUAGUUGUCAUGCUCGUUGUGAUAGGCAUCUUUAUCAUUCUGCGACGAAAAAAUGCACAAAGGGAAAAGCCUAAUAAGAACAGAGAUCAAGUCAUCGCCAAUUUUCGUCCAGAACUAUAUCACAUAUAUGACGAGAUUCCUGAUGCUCGGAUGGUGACUGUCCACAGCAGUCGCAGUCAUGAGGGUCACGUAAACUAUGUGUCUGGACAGUCCUCUCGAGAUAGAUAUAACACGUACGACCAGCUUGCAACCUACCCGAAUGCAGAUAGUCAUGAAUAUAGAAGGAUAAAUAUUGAAACCAGAUUUAAAUAAGGUAAACAGAAGCACGAGUUGCGUGAAUAACUGACAUGUUUCGGCAAUGCUAUACUUACAACACAUCAGUACAAAUGCCCUGGAUAUAUAUUAUAGUUUGUGACAAAUAUGUACUCUAUGUAUAGAUCCAUGAAUGUACAUUUAUGCGACAGGUGUCAAGAAAUAUGCAUAAUAUUCUCAAAAAUAAUUACAUAUUUAUACAAAAAUAUGUUAUGAGUAUGGGUUUUUUCUCAAGCAAUUAGCCAGUAUCAGACAUCUGACUUUUUCAUAAGGUGAUGUGAGGGACAGGCCAAACUGGAAUCUAGCAUCAUCACUAUUUGAUAGUGAUUCAUAAACAAGUGCCCAAGGAGUCGUACGGAGUUGGAAUCGUACAAUCGACUAGACCCAGACCCGUGAAGAUCCGGGGUAGAAUAGGUCUUCAGCAACCCAUACUUGCCGUAAAGGCGACUAUGCUUGUCGUAAGAGGCGACUAACGGGAUCGGGUG